Messenger RNA from Strongylocentrotus purpuratus (purple sea urchin), 17391 nucleotides. RefSeq lists its product as uncharacterized. Gene Ontology annotation, cellular component: intracellular membrane-bounded organelle; membrane. The transcript is spliced from 103 exons. Gene Ontology annotation, biological process: lipid transport; transmembrane transport; regulation of GTPase activity. The record is from RefSeq and is a predicted model, not a curated record. Gene Ontology annotation, molecular function: ABC-type transporter activity; ATP hydrolysis activity; ATP binding. The coding region runs from base 22 to 15744 and encodes 5240 amino acids. NCBI's taxonomy places the organism in Eukaryota, Metazoa, Echinodermata, Echinoidea, Camarodonta, Strongylocentrotidae.
GAUGUGCCCAUCUCUCUGUCAAUGCUGGUCCCUAACGCCACAGCGCUAGAGUUCCUCCUGGCUCAGCACACGCCCUUCAGUCGUGACCUCAUCGAUGCUUUCAUCUACACUCCAAUCAACCCAACAAAACUCAUUGAGCUGGCUAUAUCAGACAACUGGAACACGACUCUAUGCACUGAAGAGGGUCUGAGGAUGCUGUUUGUCUUGCCGGAGGGACUGAACGUGACGAACCUACAGGGGGCGCUGUGCAGUGUGGAUUUUCAGAAAACCCUGACGGAAUUGCUGGAAAAUGGUGCAAUUGAGAACAUUAUUUCUGUGAUUAUUGACCAGUUGUACCUGAGUAUCAUACCAGAGCUCACUCUUCCAGACUUUGAUUUGACAGCCUUGACAGACCUCAUCCCCAGGAUAAUCUCUGGGGUACGAACCGGAAACAUGCAGAACAUUGGCCAGUACUUUGAAAGCUUGAACAGCCUAACAGUGAUGUUUUCCAAUGAAACAUGGUACCAAGAUACCAUCAGACAGCUCCAGUUUAUGGAUUUCAUCACAAAGACAUUCGCAGAUAAAAUCAUAAUGCUGGAAGGCCGCUCCAUUACUUUCCCUGAACUUGGUAACCUGCUGGCAAACUCCUCUGAGAUUCAACGGAUUCUUCUUGAUGAUUACAGCGUGAGCUUUGGCAUUGUGGAAGCGAUGAUGACCCUCAGCCUUCAACCUGAGAAGUUGAUAUCGUUUUUCAACAUGUCGAACCCCUUCGUCACGCUGUGUGCUACUGGCCAGUUCUCAUCGUUCUUCUACUCGCCUCUCAAUCCUGAGUUUGACAUCAGCAGCCUCGAGCAGGCCGUUUGUAAGAUUGACUUUGAACAACUGGUGAUGGAAUUCAAAGAUCUUGUGUCUUUCGAUGAAAUUCUGGAACAGAUCCAACUCUCGGCCUCCACUAACCAAACUGGUCCCUAUAACUGGACAGCGGCCUAUGUAACAGACGAGAGGUUGACCCAGGCCAUAUCACAGCUGACCGUGAACCCUCCACAGCUGACCUUGGAUGAGGUCUGGGUCAACAAAACUCUGGAAACAUUGAUUAGUUUGGGUGACCGACUGAACAAGGCCCAGGAGAGGCUCAGUGGAGUUUCACCUUCAGAUAUAUCAAGUUCCUUUGAUAGUCUAGCUGAGAUUCUAGAGCAAGGCAUUAUGGCCAACCAGUCCUGGGCGAUCGAGAUGGCUUCUUCUCUCAGGACAAUAAAUGGUGUGCUGGGAUACACCAACAACAAACUCUGGCCGCUUCCAGGGAGGAACAUCACACUGCAGGACCUGCUGCCACCUGACAUCGCUACCUACAUUGAAUCAACCUCUGACCUCACCCCAGAUGUCAUAGCAUUGCUUCUCCAUUCGUCCGUCAAUACUGCUUCAUUGCUUGUUGCUAAUGCUACUUGGUUAGACGCGCUAUGCUCGGAUGCUCAAAGCCUUCCCUUGAUGCUUCAGCUGCCUCCCGAUGUGGACGUAGAUGCGGCCCAUCAAGCUAUAUGCUAUAUAGACUAUGAUCAAUGGACUGAUUCUUACGAGCAGGAGAUACAGAGUAUUCUGAUUGAGGUUGAGAGCGGGAAAGAAGUGAACUUCACAUCUAUCACAGAGAACUUCCAGAAACUAUCCCUUGGUAUCCAGACCCUCAUCGAGAAUCCACCGACGCUGCUCAAGUACAACGAAGAAUGGUUCCAGAGUAUCAUCCUACGAACCGGGGCUAUUCUUCAGACCACCUUUAACGACACCCGGUUCUACACGGACCCUAAUAGCAUAUCUUUACUGUUGAAUGAGAUGUGGAAUCAAAUAGCAGUUUCCGAUCCGUCGCUCUUGAUUCAGGCCAGGAUGAAUGAUUACUUCACACAAAUAAUCCUCGAUAAUCUCAAGAUGUUUCCAGGCCGCACCUACACCUUCCCAAAACUGGAUGAGCUGUUUGGUGAUACAACAUAUGUGAGAGAACUUCUCAGUCACAGUGACAUCGCCCCUGAGAUCAUUGACACAUUCAUGAUCCUUGCCGUAGACCAACAGAAGAUCGUGUACCUGGCAAGCACUCCUAAUGUGUUCGUCGAGCUGUGUCAGACUGGUCAGUUCUCAACGUUCUUUCAGCUCCCUCCCGAUUCACCUACCGAUAUCACUCUGGUUGAAGAUGCAUUCUGCAAGACAAACCUCACGUUGGUCCUAGCCGAGCUGGACCAGAAAUUCAAGUUCUCUGAGACUGCUACUAAGUUCCAACGCAUCAUCAGCAGCGACCCCACCCUGCCUCCAUUCAACCAGACCGCUGCUUCUCUUCGCAUGAUAGAGCUCUCAAACCUCAUCACGGCCCUCAUUGAGACCCCACCAACAGUGACCGUUGACCUUGUCUGGUGGGAGAACGUCUAUAACAGGUCCGAAGUCAUUGUCAUGCAGUGGCUGCAGAGACUGACCGAACAGGCCAUGAACGGUAGCAGUGUACCUGGACUUGAGCUUGUGCUUGCUCAGCUCGGGACGUUGGACAUUCCUGGUUUUGAUGUGGAUCAGUUUGAGAUGUGGAUUGGACAGACUCAGCAUAUCCCAACUCUUAUUACACAACUCCUCAGUGGUCAAGCAACCAAUGUGAGUACAGCUGUCAUUGUACCCAUACUGCAAGAGCUCUUCCCCGAUCCCGAUCUCAUGAGGGAGCUUCUCAACUCAACAGGACUACCUCAAGAUGUCAUAGAAGUCUUUCUACAGAUGAGACUACAGCUUACAAAGUGGCUUCCGAUGUUGACGAGUCCCGAUCCACUUACUGCGGUGUGCGAGGGUGGACUCUUCAAAGAUAUCUUCAUUCUUGCAAACACGUCCAUCGACAUCCAAUCCAUCGACAUCCAAUCGAUCGAGGAUCAAAUCUGCUCUCUUAAUCUCACAGACAUUAAUGGCCUUCUCAGUGAACUCUUCACGUCGGACCUUGAUGCUGUUGUUCUUGAGCUUGUUAAGGUUUUCUAUCAAGUCCCAGGUCUCGAUCUCCAGACUGCCCUCAAUGUCAGCCGAGAGAUUUCAGCGAUCAUCUCCAAUCUGAUCUCAGACCCUACUAACUUUGAAUUAAAUCCAAUGAGCAUCAUUGAGUUACUGCAGUCCCUUGACAUUCCUGGUCUGAAUGAAACCUCGGUCCAGGACUGGUUGAAGCAGGUCCAACUCAUGCAGUACAUUAAUGACGUCAUUGCAGAUUUGUUGGCAAGCAACAAUGGGACAGAGUUUGCCAUCCCAACCUUCAAUGAGCUAUUCCCAGAUCCUACUAUUGUUGUACAGCUGUUGACUGAUCUUGGUGUUCCUAAUGACGUCACUGAAGCUUUCUUAUACAUGGCUGUUCAAGCGGAUCAGUGGACAGAGAUAUGGAUGAAGCCCGACCCUCUCCAAGCUGUCUGCAAUACAAGUCUCUUUCAAGACAUCUUCACCCAGACUCUCAACUCCUCCAUUGAUAUCCAGACCAUCCAGGCAACACUCUGCUCUCUUAACCUCUCUGACAUUGAUGCUUUACUGAAUGAUAUCUUCAACGCAAACGGUAUGAUUGUUCAGCUUGUUCAGGUUUUCUAUCAAGUCCCAGAUUUUGAUCUGCAGACUGCCCUCAACGUCAGCCGAGAGAUAUCAGCGAUCAUCUCCAAUCUGAUCUCAGACCCUACUAACUUUGAAUUAAAUCCAAUGAGCAUCAUUGAGUUACUGCAGUCCCUUGACAUUCGUGGUCUGAAUGAAACCUCGGUCCAGGACUGGUUGAAGCAGGCCCAACUCAUGCAGUACAUUAAUGACGUCAUUGCAGAUUUGUUGGCAAGCAACAAUGGGACAGAGUUUGCCAUCCCAACCUUCAAUGAGCUAUUUCCAGAUCCAACCGUCGUUGUACAACUGUUGACUGAUCUUGGUGUUCCUAAUGACAUCACUGAAGCUUUCUUAUACAUGGCGGUUCAAGCGGAUCAGUGGACAGAGAUAUGGAUGAAACCUGACCCUCUCCAAGCUGUCUGCAAUACAAGUCUCUUUCAAGACAUCUUCACCCAGACUCUCAACUCCUCCAUUGACAUCCAGACCAUCCAGGCAACACUCUGCUCUCUUAACCUCUCUGACAUUGAUGCUUUACUGAAUGAUAUCUUCGAGGCAAACAGUAUGAUUGUUCAGCUUGUUCAGAUUUUCUAUCAAGUCCCAGAUUUUGAUCUGCAGACUGCCCUUAACGUCAGCCGAGAGAUAUCAGAGAUCAUCUCCAAUCUGAUCUCAAACCCUGCUAACUUUGAAUUAGAUCCACAGAGCAUCAUCAAGUUACUGCAGUCCCUUAGAGUUCCUGGUCUGAAUGAAACCUGGGUCCAGGACUGGUUGAACCAGGUCCAACUCACGCAGUACGCUAAUGACAUCAUUGGUUGGUUGGCAAGCGGCAAUGGAACAGAGUUUGCCAUCCCAACCUUCAAUGAGCUGUUCCCAGAUCCUACUAUCGUUGUACAACUGUUGACUGAUCUUGGUGUUCCUUAUGACAUCACUGAAGCUUUCUUAUACAUGGCUGUUCAAGCAGAUCAGUGGACAGAGAUAUGGAUGAAGCCUGACCCUCUCCAAGCUGUGUGCAAUACGAGUCUCUUUCAAGACAUCUUCACCCAGACUCUCAACUCGUCCAUUGACAUCCAGACCAUCCAGGCAACACUCUGCUCUCUUAACCUCUCUGACAUUGAUGCUCUACUGAAUGAUAUCUUCAAGACAAACGGUAUGAUUGUUCAGCUUGUUCAGGUUUUCUAUCAAGUCCCAGAUUUCGAUCUGCAGACUGCCCUCAACGUCAGCCAAGAGAUAUCAGCAAUCAUCUCCAAUCUGAUCUCAAACCCUGCUAAGUUUGAAUUAGAUCCACAGAGCAUCAUUGAGUUACUACAGUCCCUUGAUGUUCCUGGUCUGAAUGAAACCUGGGUCCAGGACUGGUUGAAGCAGGUCCAACUCAUGCAGUACAUUAAUGAUGUCUUUGCUGAUUUGUUGGCAAGCAACAAUGGGACAGAGUUUGCCAUCCCAACCUUCAAUGACCUGUUCCCAGAUCCGACCAUCAUUGUACAACUGUUGACUGAUCUUGGUGUUCCUGAUGACAUUACUGAAGCUUUCUUAUACAUGGCUGUUCAAGCAGAUCAGUGGACGGAGAUAUGGAUGAAGCCCGACCUUCUCCAAGCUGUCUGCGAUACGAGUCUCUUUCAAGACAUCUUCACCCAGACUCUCAACUCCUCCAUUGACAUCCAGACUAUCCAAGCAACACUCUGCUCUCUUAACCUCUCUGACAUCGAUGCUUUACUGAAUGAUAUCUUCAAGGCAAACGGCAUGAUUGUUCAGCUUGUUCAGGUUUUCUAUCAAGUCCCAGAUUUUGAUCUGCAGACUGCCCUCAACAUCAGCCGAGAGAUAUCAGCGAUCAUCUCCAAUCUGCUCUCAGACCCUACUAACUAUGAAUUAAAUCCACAGAGCAUCAUUGAGUUACUGCAGUCCCUUGACAUUCCUGGUCUGAAUGAAACCUGGGUCCAGGACUGGUUGAAGCAGGUCCAACUCAUGCAGUACAUUAAUGAUGUCAUUGCGGAUUUGUUGGCUAGCAACAAUGGGACAGAGUUUGCCAUCCCAACCUUCAAUGAGCUAUUCUCAGAUCCUACUAUCGUUGUACAACUGUUGACAGAUCUUGGUGUUCCUAGUGACAUCACUGAAGCUUUCUUAUACAUGGCUGUUCAAGCAGAUCAGUGGACAGAGAUAUGGAUGAAGCCCGACCCUCUCCAAGCUGUCUGCGAUACGAGUCUCUUUCAAGACAUCUUCACCCAGACUCUCAACUCCGCCAUUGAUAUCCAGACCAUCCAGGCAACACUCUGCUCUCUAAACCUCUCUGAUAUUGAUGCUUUACUGAAUGAUAUCUUCAAAGCAAACGGUAUGAUAGUUCAGAUAUCUAUACUCCUCUUCAAUGAUCCCACCAUGGAUUGGGCGACGGCAUGGAACAUCAGCAUUUACUUCAGUCAAAUGUUUGAUGAGCUAUUCCAGAAUCCUCCCAUGAUAGAGCAAGACAUAAAGCAGCUAACACUUUCUCUGUUUAGUGAGCUGGAGAGUAUGCUUAGGAUGUAUGGUGUUUGGGAUGAGGCUGAACAUUAUCUGAAAUAUGUUGAAUUCUAUCUUCAAGUCGUAGGACAUCACCUCGGCAACUCAAACAACUUCUUGAAGGAUUUAUUUGAUCCGACCGUCUCGCUGGAUACCUUGGUACGCUACGUUGGCAUGUCACCGGAAGAAAUAAGAACCGCUUUACUUGGAGAUGUCACAGAUAUAUCCUUUCUUGCUGAACUGUACUAUGGGGACGGGGACUGGAACUACCUAUUCUAUUGCGAUGACAAAGAACAGUUUGAAUCUAAUUAUAACACUACCAACGAUGGGUUCUUGGACCUGUUUGCUGUCAGAGAGGCCUUCUGUUCUCUGAACAUCUCAGAGUUCUUUGAGACUGCCAAGAAUAUCUAUGGCUUUGAUUUCCUACGACUGGCAGAGCUGGAAUCCAUAAGGAGUAGGAACGGCUCAAGUCCUGGUCUUGAUAUCGAGUCUCUCGUAGAUGUUGCAACUGACAUAGCUCAGAUGAUCACAGAUCUGGCUAAUCUACCAUCUAUGCUGACCAAAGACCUGGACUUGGACUUCUUCUUGAUGAGACUAACAAACUUGUCUAAUGCGAUUGACGAACAGGAUUAUGAGCAGCUGAUCGCACUCCUGGGCGAGCUUGCUCCGUUGCUUCGAUCACCCGACAUCGUCUACCAGAUCCAGGCUUCUCUUAUGUCAAGUAGUGAUAUCUUGUCAUGGUUUGAAUCUAUAGAUUCUACAGACCCUGUGACGUGGUUAGAGCGUAUCGAGGGAGCACUGAAUGAAACACUCUUAUGGCACACCAUUCUCCCUGCUCUCAAUUUUGUUGAUCUUCUCAUCGAAGUAGACCUUGAUGCUCUCAACCCCCUUGGUUACAAGUACUAUGACUUGAUAACCAAUGAGACUGCCCUUCAACAGUACCUGACCGAUCUUCUAGGCUUGGCCCCAGAGUACGCAGAGGCAAUCACACUAUCUGGAGUCAAAGAUGUACUUGUGCUUGCCGAUCAUCACUUGUCCGGGACAUGGGAGUCCACCUACUGUGUCACGGUAGAUUCAGCUAAUGGAACAGACUUGAACCUGACUGCAGUCUACUCACUCCUAUGUAACCUUGAUCGAGAACAGUUCUUUGAGAGCCUGAACACUCUCAUGGGCAUCGAUGUCCUAAGAUUGACACAAUGGAUUGGCGAUGUGACGAACCCAGAGAGAGGUGUGGUGCAGAGGUUUGACUGGCAGACACUGGUAGGCAAUGUACAGUCCCACAUAGAUACGCUGACUGGCCUCACUAGCAUAGGACAGAUAGGAGGUGUUAAUGUGACCCAGGUCGAGAAUCUUAUCCAGAAACUUCAGCAGGGAAUCGAGCAGUUUGAUUACGAGGUGUUGAUUGAACAAAUGGAGAUUCUAAACCAGAUUCUUUACUUGAAUGGUGAAUGGGACAACAUCAAAGGUUACAUAAAUGCUGUCACUAACAUUGUUGAAUGGAUUAAUCCACAACUGGAGAAUGCACAUGCUAAUAACGUUACCCUGAGUGAGUUGAUUACCCAUCAUGCAACAGUUCUUCAGAAUCUCUACUACGCCCUGGGCAGCGACCUAUUCCCUCAGCUCAUUACAGCAUUGGUGAAUCCACAACAGGCAAUGACACUGAAUACCCAUGAUGAUAUUGAGACGGUAGUCUGUGACGCAGACUCCUUCAACGAGCUUCUCAAACCCACCCUCUAUUCUGACACGAACUCACUCCAGACGUCGCUGUGCUCUCACCUUAUGUCGGGUCAUCCAACCAUAGCCAAUGACCUAAUGACCCACUUCAACAUAGCUCCUCUGGAGCAUGAGAUUACCGUCCUCGCUACGAACAACUUCGACUUAGGUUUCCAGGACCAGGACAUUGAUAUGCGUCGUAUGGUUAACGAAUUUGAGAAGCUGUCAAAUGGAUUAAUUUUAAUAACCAUCAGAGACGUUAUGAAUCAUGCUGGUCUUAACAUCACCAUGCUGCCCACCAUAGAUAACCUGGAUGAUAUUCUAAUGAUGGUCUCUGGAUCUCUGACCAGCACAUUACCCGCCCUACCCCUAUGGGAUGAGGUCUUCUACCCCAUCCUGGGAAGGCUAGACUUGGCCAUGAUUAUGGUGGAGGAUCUGUUCUUCUCACUACCUGAUCGUGAAGCUGAGAUACAGACCGUCCUGGACAAUGAUACCAUCGUUAAUGCUGCAAUACCAGUCAUCCUGACCGAGGUUCCUAAGGUUAUAAUGGCAUGGAAUGAAGUGAUGGAACAACCUUUACAGAUACCUGUGCUCAGUAAAUUGAUCAUAGAACUGCUGAAGGGCUCUUUUGAAGGCAUCUCUGAAUUAGAUCCCUCUUUCCUGAGUGACUUUUUGACACCAGGUAACUCCACCAACGGGUCAUCUACAGCAGUAUUUGAUCUCAUCGUGAGUCUAAAUACAAUGCUUGUCACUGACUUUGGGCAGCAGCUUUUGGAUGUCUUCAGGAUCAGAGAGAAUGCUGAAAGGCUGGACAUCAUUACUGACUUUGACAGCAAGGACCUUCCCCCGUUCGAUGCUGCAUUCAUCGGUCGUUCCAAAGACUUUGUAGAGAAGGCUAUGGACUGUGCCGCGAAUCCUGAUGGUUGCAUCGUAGAUCUCCAAGCUCCACCUACCCUAGACCUCCUGGUGAAGUUGAUCGAGAUACCUAACCAGUUGCCUGAGGGCAGCUUGGAAAGCCUUGGGGAUGUGUUUGUUAUCUUAGCUCCUGUUGUAGAGGACUUAUUUCAGCAGCUUGGGAACGGGACAGGAGAGUUUGGAAACAGCCUCAACCUGGUUUUCUCCUUUCUUAGGACAGUCUUUGAAUCAAACAAAGUUCCUCUUACUGAUGUUCUGUCUAUCUUCGAGUUCGAGGAGGCACUGUUGAAUGGCUCCAGCAUCUAUCAAUUCUUGAAAGAGAACACCGACCUGACCGAGAUCGAUCUCCUGACCCUAAGGAAUAGUUCAAUCAACGCUACAGUGCUAUUCAAACUCUUUGAUCUCGGAGUGAAAGACUCUGUUAAUCUGCCUUGCAAUGAAGCCUUGCUCGAUGAUCUUCUCCUCGAUGUCGACUCCACACUGAAAGAAGAAAUCCUCAAGGGAUUGUGUAGCAAUGGAACACUCAUUGCAGUAGAAUUCUUUCGCACCAACAUCGACUUGAAAACAGUUAUUGAUCUGAUUAACAAAAAUGCUGGACAAACAUUUCCGGAAUUCCUCUUGGAGACCUUCAAUGCCAUCGGGAACUUGUCUGAAGUAGAUUAUGAGGCGCUUGGAGAGUUUGUAGCUAUUGUCCUUCCAGCCCUCUUCGAUGACGGUGUCCCGACGAUCUCUGAUCUUGAUACACUGGCAGAGAAUAUCAACAUUACGAUAAGGGCCCUUAGAAGCGUGGAUGCCCUGUUGACUCUUACUGAAGGAUUAUUCAAAGACUUCCCGACCUAUCGCGAUGUCCAGCAACUGAUUAGAACUCUACUGGACAAUAUCUACGUUCUUGAACUUUUGGCUGAAAUCCCAGAUUUGACUGUGAACAAUAUUCUGAAGGAUGAGCGUGUACUCCAGGACUUCUUGGUUGAGAAUACAGCUCUACAACAGAGUGAGGCCAGGGACAUCACGUAUGCUACCUUCAAUCUGGAGGAGCUCUUCCUGACCGAAAUCACCAAGCUCCUGGAGAAGCUUUGUGAUCCCGAUUACUUGAGCACCAUCCUCAUCUUCUCAAAUCAAACCAAUGCUACGAUCCUUGCCGAUACCAUGUGUGGUCUCUCAGGUGAUCAGGUCGCCACGCUCAUUGAAACCGCCCUCCCGUUUAUCGAUGUCAGUGCCAUCGUGAAUGUGAGUUAUUUGGCCGACAGUUUUGGCGGGGCAUUCAGCAUCAGCAACGAAACUAUCAGUCAAGUGAUGCAAUCCAUCGAGUCCUUAGAGGCGGUUACCAUGGCAUUACCGGCCUUGCAGGAGGCCAUCGCCAGUUUCAACGAUGACCCAGCUAUAGAGAGGUUGAGAGAAAUGGCUGAACUUGGAUUCUUCACAGGAGAAGAGAUCUCUGCAGUCACUCAAGAGAUUGUUUGUGGUAGCACCAGCUUGAGAAAACGUAGAGCCACCGAAGAUUUCAUUCGUACAUUUGAAGAUGCUACUAUCACUGAAAAUAAAGAUGACUUUUGUGUGAACAUCUUUAGUUCCAUUGUGGAUGGUAUUGAUGGACGUCUAGUCUGGGCUUACCUUAAGCCUAUCGUAGCGGGCAGCAUUCUCUACUCUCCGGAUAUUGCACCCGUCAGACGCAUAAUUGAAAAGGCAAACAGAACCUUUGAGAACAUUGCCCUCACUCAGCGGUUUGCUAAAGUCUGGUUGAGGAGCGAAGGAGACUUGGGAACAGCGCUCGAUCCCGACACGCUUACUGCUACCAUGACAUUGCUAGAGAACUCUUACGUCCAAGGGCUCCUUGAGGAUCAGUAUGGCAUCAACUCUGACAUGUUCACGGACGUCCUCAGUGGAAACCUUACAUCUAUGGAUCCAGGCCAAAUCCAGACUCUGAAUCUGCUGGCAGAACUGGUCAGCAAUUUGACGACAUGCUUCAACUUGAAUCGGUUCAUUGGAUAUGACAACGAGGCAGCCAUGGUUGAGGACGCAAGGAGUUUUGACAAAGAUAACACUCUGCUCGCUGCUCUAGCCUUCGAUAUUCCUGCAGAUGCUACGGAACUGCCUGCGCACAUCAAAUACAAGAUUCGUAUGGACUCGGACAAUACACCACCUACGGACAUGCUGAGAGACAUCUUUCUAACACGUUCAUCAGCCAACGACUUUGUAUUUGAUUUACGCUACCUGCGUGGUUACAUUAUGCUUCAAGAUAUGGUUGAGGGCAGCAUUGUGUCGCUGCAAGCCAGCCCUGAUAUACAGCCUCCCGGAGUCUAUCUUCAGAUGACACCAUAUCCAUGCUACUUGAAUGAUGAGUUUAGUGCCAUCUUCACCCUGGUUCUACCGCUUGUGAUGACCAUCAGCUUUGUGGUUCUGAUAGGGGUCAUGACCCAUCAGCUCGUCUAUGAGAAAGAAAGAGGAAUCGAAGAGUUGAUGAAGGUGAUGGGUCUCCCGGCGGGUGCAAACUGGUGGGCGUGGUUUAUUUCUAACUCCCUCCUCCUUGUCCUACUCUCCUGUGUGGUUGUCAUCAUCAUGACAUAUGGGAACAUCUUGCCAAUGACGGAUUGGUCUCUCCUACUCGUCUUCAUUUUAGAUUACUUUUUCUCUCUUAUCAUGUUCUGCUAUCUAGCUAGUGCUGUAUUCCAGAGAGCAAGCAUUGCCUCCCUGGCUUCAAUUCUAGUAUAUUUGAUCUUCUACCUGCCAUAUAUAGCUAUCUUUGCCUCAGAAUCAUUGCUUGAUGCCUUGUGGAAACUCAUUGUACCGUGUAUAUUCUUCCCGUCUACGUUCAGUAUUGGUUGUCUCGUGAUCAGUCAGUUUGAAAACAUGGGCGUUGGCGCUCAAUGGCAUCUGAUAUGGAACAAUGCAUUGGAUGAAGAAAUCAGCUCCAUGGCCUUCGUUCUCAUUGCCUUAGCUGUAGAUGGCGCUGUUUACCUCAUCUUGGGCUGGUACAUCAAGACCCUCUUCCCUGGUAAAUAUGGUGUUCCAAGGAAAUGGUACUUUCCCCUGCAACCCUCGUUCUGGUGCCCUUGCUCGAUUUCUAAGAAACACGACAUGCAGCAGUACAUCAAUUCAGCUUUUGAUCCAGAGUCUGGAGUGGCCCUAACUAGUCAAGAUCCAGUGGUAGAAGAAGAUCCCUCCAAUCAUCCAGUCGGGAUCGCCAUCUUGAAUCUCACGAAGGUCUACCGGUCAUGCUUCAAAGAGGAGAAAGUUGCCGUUGAUAGCCUUUCACUCAACUUCUUUGAGGGACAGGUGACAGCAGUACUAGGACACAACGGAGCAGGAAAAACAACCACCAUUAACAUCAUCACAGGUCUCUUCCCUGCAACCUCUGGCAAGGUCUACUUACAGGGCGUCAAUGUCUCUAAGAAAGCCAUGUCAACCAGAGAGAACUUGGGUGUCUGUGUCCAGCACAAUGCCCUUUAUGAAAACUUGACUGUGAGAGAGCACAUGGCCAUGACUGGAAGGGUCAAAGGUCUCCGUGGAAAAGCUUUGGAUGAUGACAUCUACAAUCUUCUGCAAGACGUUGGACUCCUCAAGAAAUCAGAGGAGAGGGUCAAGAACUUGUCCGGUGGAAUGAAACGCAAGCUUUCCGUUGCCAUGGCGUUCGUGGGACACUCUACGAUCAUUAUCUUGGAUGAACCGACAAGUGGAGUAGAUCCUCAUGCCAGACGCGCUAUCUGGAAUCUCAUCAUGAAGCAGAAGACAGGUCGUACCAUCGUGCUCUGUACACACUUCAUGGACGAAGCGGACAUCUUGGGCGAUCGUAUCGCCAUCUUGGAUCAAGGUCAUCUCCGUUGCUGCGGGUCGCCGGCCUUCCUCAAGUCUCGUUUCAGCUCGGGUUACCGUCUCAGUCUGGCCAAAGAGGCUACCAGCGGAGGAGGCACUCCUACCGACCAUGGAGCAGAGGACUUCAAGACUGAGGCUGUUCCCAACAUCUAUGACACCAUGAGGACUGCAACCAGUGAUGUACCAAGCACUUCCAGUGGCAUUGCAACUGAUCCAGGUUCAUCCUUUGACACUAGCAACGUCACGGAUUUCAUCCAAGCCCGCAUCCCUUCUGCCAGGCUACAGGAUGACAUCGGUACCGAGCUGGUGUACGUACUCCCGGUCGACAGCGGAGAGCGAGAAAAGUUCCAAGAACUGUUUGAAGACCUUGACAGUAGUCUUGGAGAACUCUGCAUCAAGAGUUACGGCAUAUCCGACACCACACUCAAAGAGGUGUUCUUGAAGGUGUCCACAGGCACAAGCAGGUCUGUUGAUGAAGAGGCAGGGAUACUCAAGAACAACAACUGGAGCCUGAGGAAAGGUGGCCAGACGUUCUCUAUUGCAACGGGAAUCACCCAUGAAGACAAACCUUACCAACCAUAUGGACAUUUAGUGAAAGCAGGUCGUGCAUCUGACAAAAAUUCUGUUCUUCUCAGCGCCUGGGGUAUGCUGAUCAAGAGGCUUCACUUUGUGAGACGUGACUGGCAGGGUUUGAUCUGGACUAUUCUCAUGCCCGUUGUCUUGGUUGCCUUAGCCAUCGGCUUCUCCCAGCUCAGUCAGCUUGACCCAGAAAACCCGAGACAGCUCACACCAGCCAUGUUCAAUCCUAACAGCUAUGCCUUCUUCAGCGAUGAGUCAGAGGGUGAAAUAGGACAGAGAUUGACCGAUGCCCUCAUUAACCCUCCAGGACUUGGGACAACAUGUAUGGCAGAUGCUGACCAAAAGGACCUUUAUCCUUGUGUGGAAUCCAAUGCCCACCUGAUAGAUCAACUCUACAAUUACAACCUCUCGUUAUUGGCUGAGGUACCGGAGGACCAAUGUCGAUGUACCGAGACAGGCUUUGGGCAGGAGUGUGAAGCAGACGCUGGAGGCAUCCCGCCGCCCACGUGGCUUACGGAUACCCAAGUCUUUCUCCAAGACAUCUCGGUAAAAGAGGAUAAAGAUCGGUACCUCUUGGACACUCAAUUGCAAUUUAGAAACUCAAGGUUUGGAGGUGUUAGCUGGUUUGAUGAUAUGGAAUCAAAUCAGACGCAAGCCAAGGCUUGGUAUAAUAAUCGUGCUUACCAUGCCAUGCCAACAUUCCUGAAUGUCAUGAACAACAUCAUACUGAGGGCAACAGUCAACAAUAACUCACAUGAAUAUGGAAUCACAGCGUACAACCAUCCAUUAAAACUUUCCAAACAGGACCUUGGCAUUAACAUCUGGCUGGAUGCGGCAAAGACUUUCGGUAUCGUUAUCGUCAUCGUUGCUGCCCUAGUGCUCAUCCCAUCUGCGUUUUCCAUGUUCCUCGUCAAUGAAAACAUCAACGGAUCCAAACGGCUUCAUUACGUCUCGGGCGUCGGCACUCUCACUUACUGGCUUACUAAUCUCUUCUGGGAUAUGCUGAGUUUCUGUAUCCCAGUUGGACUGAUGCUGCUAGUCUUUUAUAUCUUUGACUUCCGUGGUCUUAUCCUGACUUCAAACGUCGGUGCCUUUGUGGCCCUUGUCUUCUUGUAUGGAUUUGCCAUCAUGUGUCAGAUCUACAUCUUAAUUCCUUUCUUCAAAGAGUCUGGUACAGCGUUCAUCUUCCUUUUCUGUCUCCUGCUUCUUGCAGCCGUUAUCACCAACCUUCCCAACUUUCUCGUUCUUGUUAAUGCGGUGUCUGAGAGGGAAAAGCAGGUGUUUGAGAUCCUCAAUUACGUCUUCUUGGUGUUCAGCCCCUACUGCCUCUCGUCUGGCCUGCUGGCUCUGAUCCAGAACCAGGCCCUGGCUGACAUCUAUCAAGCCUUUGGAAUGGAGGAGGGUAUCUAUGAGGACCCCUUCGUCUUCCUCAAGUGGCACUUCAUUGCCUUGGCUGCAGAGGGCGGGUUGGCUUUCCUGAUUCUGCUCAUCGUGGAUGCUGUCAGGAACAGCGCUUGCAGCAGUUGCUUGGACCCUAAUGUGGAUAACCUCCUACCCGGUUACCAUGACAACGAAGAUGUGAGGGAGGAAAUGGAGAUGGUGAAUAGAGGAGGAAGCAAGGAAGACACCUUGGUUCUGACGGAAGUCAGAAAGGUGUACCGAGGUCCAGGUCGUCAAAAGAUCGUAGCCGUCAAUGAUCUCUGCUUAGCAGUAUCCAAGGGAGAGUGCUUUGGAUUACUGGGAGUAAACGGAGCUGGGAAGACGUCUACUUUCCGUAUGAUCGUCGAAGACCUGUCACCAACAGAGGGCACCAUCAAAAAGAGAGCUAAGAGCAUUGGCUACUGCCCUCAAGAGAAUGCCAUGUACCCUCAGCUGACUGGUGAAGAGCUUCUCUACUGCUAUGCCAGGAUGAAAGGAAUCAACAGCUCUGGCAUGAGCAAGGCUAUUGAAGAGAUCUGCCAGGAGUUGGGGAUGGAGAAAUAUCUUAGGAGGCGUAUCUCAACAUACAGCGGUGGUAUGAAGCGAAGCUUGGCUGUGGCUGUUGCACUCCUCGGCAGACCAGAACUGAUCCUCAUGGAUGAACCAACAACUGGAAUGGACCCUAUCACCAAGCAGAGAGUCUUGAACAGUAUCGUCAAUGUGGUUAGGGAUAACCGCUCGGUCAUCCUCACUUCGCAUAGUAUGGAAGAAUGCGAGGCUGUUUGUACCAGAUUAGCCAUCAUGGUCAAUGGCCAGUUCUGCUGUCUGGGAAGUCCUCAGCAUGUGAAGAAUCGUCAUGGUAACGGCUACUCCCUGGUGGUGAGAGGUCAGAAGAUGGGGAAGACAGACAUGAGCCUUAUUACUGAGUUUGUGCACAGGAGCUUCCCUGGGGCUGAGCUCAAGGAACAUCACCACAACGUGGUCCGUUUCCAGUUGCCUCCACACAACAUCACUGUGGCAACGAUCUUUGGUAUCAUGGAGAGAGAAAAGUCUACCCUCAACCUUGAAGAUUACUCGGUCUCUCAAACAACUCUCGAUGAGGUCUUCGUCAACUUUGCCAAGAAGCAAACUGAUGGAUUAGAAGAUGAAACAUCUUCUACCGCGAGCGCUCACGAAGUCAGCAUCAUCAACAGGGCCUUUGAACCAGACCAAGAUCUUGAUGUCGAUGUCUUCCCAAAGAACACCAAAUCAGCUGCAACACACCUGUAGACGGUAUACUGCUCAUUGUCAGCCAUGGACUGAAACUCUGGCCUGCCACACCUAUGGGAGGCUAGUAGUAAUGCACUUUACAUGUAUGUGUGACAAAAGUCAACCAUGGCAGACCAUUUUAUUCCUUAGGUCGACCAAGGCCGGUAAGGAGUUUAAUAAAAUUUGGACUGUUACCACCGCAUAGGAAUUACAUUUAACAGUAAAGUGUGGUAUAAGAGAAUGGUCAUUUUAGAAUGGGAUAUAGGGAUCUACAGUAUAACUCAUUGUUUUUGGACAUGUGUUUUAAUAAACAAUUAUGUAAUCUUUGCAGUGAUGCUAACAUAUUACAUGUAUAUGCUUGACAACCCAUUUUGUACCAUAAUCUAACCAUUAUUUUUAAACAUUGUUAGGUUCAAGAUCUUUAACAAUAAAAUACAUAUUGCGGUAUAUAUUCUGUAUCCAGUGAAGCAAGAGUCACUGUAUAAAAACAAAUUUACCGAGCUUUAGAAAUUAGAAUAAGGAAGAGCAAAGAGUCGACUAACACAGACAAGGUUACAAUUGAAAUUGUGAAUCAUCUAUGCCAUCACAAGGGAAAAGGUCAAUAUUAUAAUAUACUGUAAUUACUGAAAUAAUUGUAUUGAUAAUAAGAUAUUGUUUUUGUAUAGCACAUAUAUCACAUAAUAUAAUGUCUCUAUGAGCUUCAAUACGACUUUUGAAUUUCAUUACCUGUACUCCAGCAACCAUAGCACUUGGUGUACCCUACCAGGUACCCAUUAACUACAUCGGGGUCAAGGGUGGUGAAGGUAGAAUAAUGUCUUGCCAUAGGACAUUAGUGCUGUGACAGGGAUUUGAACCCCAUACUUUAUGGUUUACAUUAUGGUGUAUAUAAAUGUUACUUAUAGGCCGGUCCUCUAAGAAAAAAACCUCAUGAUUCAUUUCACCAGUCUGCUUUUCUGAUAUUUAUGUUUUUUUUAGAGUUGUUGUCUAUUAAGGUUGGAAUUCCCUUAGUUUCACAUAAAUAUCGUACCAGGCUAUAAUGUUGAUAUCAUUUGUAUGUAAUUGCUCCAAUCCAUCCAUUAAACUUUAGUAUUUCAGUAUUGCAAGUGAAAAUAUCAAAAAGAAAAUUAAAAAUACAUAUGUGUAAUUUGUUAUAAAAAUUUCAUGUUUCAAAGACGUGAUAAUUAUGAUAAAAAUACAUCAUGUACCGCAUAAAUAUUGAUUAUUCAGGGGCACUAAAACAAAACAUAUAAAAUCACAGAAUUUGAGGAGAAACAUAAAAAUACGUACAUGGACUCCUGAAUUAUGAUCAUCACUGUAAAUUACUGAUACAUUGUCUUUCACAAAAUCUCUCAGUACUGACUAGUAUAUUCAUUUUUUCAUGAUUUUAUAUGAAGUGUACUUUAUAGAUCUAUGAAUAUCCAUGUUCUUGUCAGAAAGCUUCCAUUGUAUUGAGUAGAAAAUGUAGAAUAGAACAAUUUCUUUCAAAUUCAUUUCAGAUUAUCUACUCAGAAUAUUCAUAAUGUAUAUUGGAAAUGCUGUACCUAUUGUUUUUACAUAUUAACAAUAUUUGUUUUUUCAGCAAAGAAGAUUGCUGAAUUGUAAAAUAUACAUGUAGGAUGUUUGAAUAAAUGUGAUUCAAGAAAUAAAGUGCUUAAACACUUGUGUGAA